Molecule: messenger RNA, 2475 nt
Organism: Vicia villosa (hairy vetch)
Lineage: Eukaryota; Viridiplantae; Streptophyta; Magnoliopsida; Fabales; Fabaceae
Exons: 6
Coding region: 1-2475 (824 amino acids)
Source: RefSeq, a predicted model, not a curated record
AUGGCUGCGAAAGGAAAUGAAAAGUAUUGUUUCAGGCCAAGUGAACCCCAGAGGUUGAGGUUACGUAUCAACCAUGGGGGUAGAUUUAUCUUCUUCCCUGUCAAGUUGUAUGUUGAGGGUCUAGUUUAUGAGAUGGAUUCAGCGUUUGAUGUUGAUUUUGCAAACUAUAAAGACUUUAGAGCAGAAGUGCUACAUCUUGGGUAUGCCAACUUCAAGUGUUUGUGGUACCAGCAUCCAAAGCUAUCAUUUCAGACUGGACUUAAGGCUCUAAACACUGAUGGUGACGUCUUAGAGUUAAUUUCAGAUGCAAAAGGAUAUAAUGUAGUAGACAUUUUUGUUGAACAUGUAGUUGAUAUUCCUGAUAUAGUUGAUGAUGAAGGGCCAAUGGGGGAUGAUAUUAGGGAUGAAGAAGAAGUGGUUAGGGAAAAAGUAGUUAAUGAGGAAGGGGUUAGGGAUGAAGUAGUUAAUGCGGAAGGGGUUAGGGAUGAAGCUGUUCAUGAGGAAGGGGUUAGGGAUGAAGCUGUUCAUAAGAAUGAAGGGGAUAGGGAUGAAGCUGUUCAUGAGAAUGGAGGGGAUAGGGUUGCUGAUAAUCAGGAUGGUUAUGUUAGUGAAGAAGAUGAGGACUAUGUUGCAAGUGAUGAAGAAAGUGAAGAUGACUCUUAUAUAGAUGUUGGUGGGGAAGAACGGGAUUGGACAAGUGAAAUACCUGUUGGGGGUGGAAGCAUGAAUGAAACACAAACUGGUGAUGAAGAGUCUUACCAAGAUGAAAGUGACUUACACACUCCUGUUGAGAGUGAUGAUGAAAUUGUUAAGAAAAGGAAUUUUCCUACUUUCAAAGUUCCUGAAAAUGAUGAACCUGUUAGGUUUGAAAUUGGUAUGCAGUUUGCUUCAAAGGAAAUAGUCAUGGAUGCUGUCAGGGAUCACGCUAUGGAAACAAAGAAAAAUUUAUGGUUCUACAAAAAUGAUGCUAUUAGGGUUGUUGUGAAAUGUCAAACAAAAUAUCCAUAUCAUAUGUUGGUUGCUAAAAGGAGUGCAACAAAGAAGUUCAUACCUUUGAUUAGACACACCCCUCAUAUCAAACCUAGUGGAUUGGCUGAUGAGGCAUUCCAGAGGUGGAAUGUUAAACUCAAUCAUUUUCAAGCAUAUAGGGCAAAGAAGAGAGCAUUAGAGUUGAUAGAAGGUGCAAGUAGUGAGCAAUAUGCACACUUAAGGAGCUAUGCUGAAGAGUUGAGAAGGUCUAAUCCUAACAGUACAGUCAUAAUCAAAUGUGGGACAUCUGAAAUAGGUCUUGUCUUUGAAAGGAUUUAUAUUUGCCUAGAGGCUUGUAAGGCUGCUUUUGCUCAUACUUGUAGACCAUUAAUUGGAUUAGAUGCUUGCUUCUUGAAAGGAGAACAUGGUGGUCAGUUAAUAGCAGCUGUAGGUAAGGAUGGAAACAACCAAAUGAUACCUAUUGCCUAUGCUGUGGUGGAAUCCGAAACAAGAGAUUCUUGGAAGUGGUUUGUUGAACUACUAUUGGAAGAUCUUAAUCAACUUAUCCCUAGGCAAUAUUCAUUUAUUUCUGACCAACAAAAGGGACUUGUGGAGGUAAUUAAAGGGCUAGGUGAUAAUGUGGAACAUAGGUUGUGUGUGAAGCAUCUCUAUGGUAAUUGGAAGAAAAGAUUCCCAGGUGGUGAUAUGAAGGAACUACUGUGGGUAGCUGCAAGAGCAACAACUGUACCAGACUGGAACCAUGCUAUGGAGAGAAUGAAAAUGAAAAAUGCAGAUGCUUACACUGAAAUGGCUAAGGUUCAACCACAACAAUGGACAAGAUCAACUUUUAGAACUUACACUCAAUGUGAUCUGCAGGUCAACAAUAUGUGUGAAGCAUUCAACAGGGCAAUUCUUGAAAUUAGGGAAAAACCAAUAAUUUCUUUACUUGAAGGUAUUAAGCAUUAUAUAACUGUUAGGAUUGUGAAGCAAAGAAAAAUGCUGGAAAGGCACAAUGGUGAUAUUUGUCCUAAUGUUCAAAGAAGGAUUGAAGGCUACAAAAGGAAGGCAGGGGGUGGAAGGUUACAUGGCAUGAAGACACAAUGUCUGGGCACAUACUCCCACAUUGUGCUACCCUCAAAUGGACCAAGACUAUGGCCAAUGACAAAUACUGAGUACAUCAAUCCACCCCUAAUGAGAAGGGCACCAGGAAGGCCAAAAAAGUUAAGGAACAAAUCCAAUGAUGAGCAAAGGAAACCUGGUGUGCUGCCAAGACAACUGAAGACAGUCAAAUGCAAAAAAUGUCACAAGUAUGGACAUAACACAAGGACAUGUAAGGGAAAAAGUGUUGCUGACAGGCAGAUUCCUAAGGGAGGAAACAAGCAGAAGACAACAGGCAAGGCUAGCUCUAGUGGACAGCAGAAAAACAAGAAACAGAAAACAAGUGCUACUGAAGUUGAGGUGGUUGUUUCUCAGGGAUCACAGGCUCCACAACCAUCUCAAAAUUAG